AUGAUGAAGCGGACGUGCAAGCUGGAAUUGACAGAGGGAAGAGCCACGACGGCGGAGAAGGAGACCAGGAAACAAAACCCCUUUUUCCCAGGGUUAUUUGAUGCGGUGAAUGCCCAAAACCGACUCAGGUCAGAACAAUUGGAGCGGGGCUUAAUUACGCACCAGGAACCGCAUCAAUUCAAUGAAGCUGCAGCGGUUUGGGACAACAACCGACAAUCUUCGGUUGCUAAGUCCCGCGUCUCUUGUAGUGGUUCAAUGUUUAUGAUUGUAGAUGAAUCACACUAUCUGAAGAAUGCUUCGGCAAAGGGGACUACUGCAAGUCUUCCAGUUAUAAAGAUAACAAGUUUCUUGUUGGAUUACCCUUCUGCUUCUGGUGUUAUGCCUUUGUACAGCGAAACCAUCCAUCCAUUGAUUCCCAACAUGGCUUUUCUAGGCUAUGUUGAGAACGUCGCUAACCUUCACUUUUCUGCAAAUAUGUUUGUAGAGGUUGCUGCAUUACGUGUUAAGGAUCUUUUUGCUAGUGCAAGAUCAUUUCCACCUUCUAUCAUAUUUAUUAAUGAGAUAGAUGCUAUUGGUAGCAAGCGUGGAGGACUUGACAUUGGUGGAAUGCUUGUGAUAGGUGCUACAAAUAGAUUAGAUAUUCUUGAUCCCGCUUUGUUGAGGAAGGGUCAUUUUGACAAGAUCAUUCGAGUUGGUUUGCCAUCAAAAGAUGGAAGAUUUGCCAUUUUGAAGAUGAUUUCCUCCUCCGACAAUUUAUGCAUAAUGAACCUUGCUUCGAGAAGAAUAAAUUCUUUCGCUCAGAGGCAUUUGGAUUACAUUGGGCGAGAAGAGCUAUUUGAGGCAUUAAAGAGGCAAAAAGGAACUUUUGGAACAUGGCAAGAGGAUAAUGCUAAAAUUCCUAAAGAAUUGAAGCUUAAACUGGCAUACAGAGAAGCGGCAGUUGCUGUUCUUUGGUAA
Molecule: messenger RNA, 957 nt
Organism: Arachis stenosperma
Lineage: Eukaryota; Viridiplantae; Streptophyta; Magnoliopsida; Fabales; Fabaceae
Product: probable inactive ATP-dependent zinc metalloprotease FTSHI 4, chloroplastic
Exons: 9
Coding region: 1-957 (318 amino acids)
Biological process (GO): proteolysis
Cellular component (GO): chloroplast thylakoid
Molecular function (GO): ATP hydrolysis activity; ATP binding; ATP-dependent peptidase activity
Source: RefSeq, a predicted model, not a curated record